Cladophialophora yegresii CBS 114405 is the source of this 1698-nucleotide messenger RNA. RefSeq lists its product as uncharacterized. The record is from RefSeq and is a predicted model, not a curated record. Gene Ontology annotation, biological process: RNA (guanine-N7)-methylation. The transcript is spliced from 3 exons. Gene Ontology annotation, molecular function: protein binding; tRNA (guanine(46)-N7)-methyltransferase activity. Bases 1 to 1698 code for a protein of 565 amino acids. Gene Ontology annotation, cellular component: tRNA methyltransferase complex; cytosol; nucleus. Lineage: Eukaryota; Fungi; Ascomycota; Eurotiomycetes; Chaetothyriales; Herpotrichiellaceae.
AUGGUGGCUGCUCCAUUUCAAACGCUGUGCUGCGUCCAGCCGGUGGAAGACCGACAACCUUUCCUCCUGGCAGCCUCCGGGCCAUUGAUCUCUACGUUCGAUCUCAAAGAUGGUUCAUUACUGGGUCAGUGGCCGCCCUCCCAGAAGAAGCAGAACCAGAAUGACACCACAGCCAAUGGUGACACCAGUCGGCCAGCGAAGCGACAGAAGCUCGAUGGAGACGCCCUUGUAGAGCUCCCGCGAGAGGAGUCCGAGGAAUCAAUCGAGAUCAUCUCGGAGAGAAAGAAGGGUGAGCGGCGGAAACCCAAGGUAGAACAUACUACGCUACCGAACGUCUCUCAUAUCGUUGUCACCAGCAACGGAAAGACGGUUAUUAGUGUCACGAGCGAGGACAAAUCAGUCACAGUAUUGGAUGUACAGUUAGGAGGAAUCUUGGAUCUGAAAAGCCGGAGGUCGAUGCCAAAACGGAUAUGUUCAGUCGUCCUGACACCAGAUGAGAAAAACAUCCUGGUUGGGGACAAGUUUGGAGACGUCUAUUUGCUGCCACUUCAUCCUACAGACGACUGGACUCCGCCAGCUCCCAGAGACGAUCACCAACGAAGACCUUUCUCUCCUUCCGCUACAGAGUUAACCGUGCAUACAAAGGGUAACCUCGAAGCACUGAAGCAGCAGCGACUACAAAAGGCACCUCAAUCCAAGAGAGUAGGCCCUCAGUUCGAACACAAAUUGCUGUUAGGUCACGUCUCUUUGUUGACAGACGUUGCCAUUACUGAAAUCCCCAUCGGCCUCAAGACUCGCCAGUACAUCCUAACAGCAGAUCGAGACGAACACAUUCGAGUCUCCCGAGGAGUUAGGCAAGCGCACAUCAUCGAGAACUAUUGUCUAGGUCAUCAUGAAUUUGUGAGCAAACUGUGUAUCGUGCCAUGGAACCCGGAACUACUUGUGGCGGGCAGCGGCGAACCUUCUCUGAAGGUGUAUCGCUGGCAGACUGGGCAAUUGCUUGACGAAGAGCUAUUCAAGGGUGAUGUCAAACAAGACAUCGUCAGGUGUCUCGGUUUGGAGCAGGGAGAGCGAUCCCUAGAUCACCUAGUCGUGUCCAAUAUCUGGCCGAUCCACCACACUGUCUCGGGACACUCACCGAGGUCUACGCGACCUCCACAUUUGCUCCUCGCCGCUCUCGAAGGUGUCCCGAUCGUGUUGAGUUAUAGCCUUACUGAUGAGGGUCGGUUGAAGCACCACCAGACUCUGACAGUAGGAGGCAAUGUGCUCGAUAUUGGUGUGGGCCCAGCACUCUGGGAAAUUGUCGUCAGUAUUGAUAUCAUCCACAAGCCCGGGUCGAUGAAAAUCCUUCACCCUGAAGAAGUACCGAAAACAGAUUACUUUGAGACGUUCGCAUUGUUCUCGAACCUGCCCAAUGACACAAGCGUCGAAGGCAGCCAGGCGGUAUUGUCGCCGGAGGCAGAGUUGCGGUGGGAGCGGUCGAGUCUGGCAAUGCUAUUAAACGAUACAGCUUCAACUGUCGAGAAAGGCAAUCUUCCAUCGGAGACACCACAGAACGACAAGGACAAUAUCAACUUUAGCCCGGCCGGGGAGAUAUUGUACGGGCUUGAAAACCUGAGGAAGAAGAGAGGGCAGGCAGCCGUGGAAGCCGAGCAAGAAGAAAUGGGCGAGGAGGAGGUUGUUCCACCGGAGGCAUAG